Trichomycterus rosablanca is the source of this 2904-nucleotide messenger RNA. Its product is annotated as zinc finger protein ZFP2-like. Bases 1 to 1764 code for a protein of 587 amino acids. The transcript is spliced from 4 exons. Lineage: Eukaryota; Metazoa; Chordata; Actinopteri; Siluriformes; Trichomycteridae. The record is from RefSeq and is a predicted model, not a curated record.
AUGAGCUUUAAUGUGCCUGAUGCUCCGCUUAGUCCUACUGUGACGUCACAACCUUCCUCUCAGGAGCUCCAGGCUGAAGCGGCGGCCGCUGGCAGCAGUUCAGUCCUGCGAUGCACCGGCGCCCUGUUCCGUUCAGGGUAUCACUGCCCUGCAUGCGCCGAGUGUUUCCUGGUGGUCAGGAUACCCCGCGACCCUGACCAGGACAGAGCAGAUGCUGACAAUAACAUUCAAUACAAGGAUUUCUGCUGCUCCUCGUGUCCACGUUCCUCUACAACCCAAAAUCAGCUCCACAAUCACAUCAAGAGCUGCAACCAUGAUAAAUAUGAGACUCUGGUGAAGAUUAAGACUGAACAUGAGGAUCUGACGCCCACCAGAAGCUCCAGUAAUCAGCAAACGUCCUCUGGUACUGUCAGCAUUAACACCUCUCUCAGUCCCACACAGGAAGAAGGAAACGUCUGCUCACAGUGUGGGAAGAGCUUCAGAUUCCAGAGUGCUCUCAAAAUACACCAGCGCAUUCACAUAGGAGAGAAACCGUAUCAGUGCUCACAGUGUGAAAAGAGUUUUAAUCAUAAGAGUGCUCUUAAAAUACACCAGCGCAUUCACACUGGAGAGAAACCAUAUCAGUGCUCACAGUGUGAGAAGAAUUUUAUUACACAGAGUCAUCUCAAAAUACACCAGCGCAUUCACACUGGAGAGAAACCGUAUCAUUGCUCACAGUGUGGGAAGAGUUUUAUUACACAGAGUCAUCUCAAAAUACACCAGCGCAUUCACACUGGAGAGAAACCGUAUCAUUGCUCACAGUGUGGGAAGAGUUUUAUUACACAGAGUCAUCUCAAAAUACACCAGCGCAUUCACACUGGAGAGAAACCGUAUCAGUGCUCACAGUGUGAGAAGAAUUUUUAUUGUCAGAGUCAUUUAAAAAAACACCAGCGCAUUCACACUGGGGAGAAACCGUAUCAGUGCUCACAGUGUGGAAAGAGUUUUAAUAUACAGGGUAAUCUUAAAGUACACCAGCGCAUUCACACUGGAGAAAAACCAUAUCAGUGCUCACAGUGUGGAAAGAGUUUUAAUAUACAGGGUAAUCUUAAACUCCACCAGCGCAUUCACACUGGAGAGAAACCGUAUUUCUGCUCACAGUGUGGAAAGAGUUUUAUUACAAAGAGUGUGCUCAAAAUACACCAGCGCUUUCACACUGGAGAGAAACCGUACCAGUGCUCACAGUGUGGAAAUAGUUUUUAUACACAGUCUAGUCUCAAAAUCCACCAGCGCAUUCACACUGGAGAGAAACCGUAUCAGUGCUCACAGUGUGGAAAGAGUUUUAAUAGACCGAGUCAUCUCAAAAUACACCAGCGCAUUCACACUGGAGAGAAACCGUAUCAGUGCUCACAGUGUGGAAAUAGUUUUAAUACAAAGAGUGAGCUUAAAAUCCACCAGCGUAUUCACACUGGAGAGAAACCGUAUCAGUGCUCACAGUGUGGAAAGAGUUUUAAUACAAAGAGUGAGCUUAAAAUACAUCAGCGCAUUCACACUGGAGAGAAACCGUAUCAGUGCUCACAGUGUGGAAAGAGUUUUAAAAUACAGAGUUAUCUCAAAAUACACCAGCGCAUUCACACUGGAGAAAAACCAUAUCAGUGCUUACAGUGUGGGAAGAGUUUUAAUUAUCAAAGUGUUCUGAAAAGACACCAGCGCAUUCACACUAGAGAGAAAUUGUAUCAGUGUUCACAGCAAGGUUAUAAUAGUUUUGGAUUUUUCAUUAUAGUUUAGUUUUAUUUCGUUUUUCUCUAAUUCAGUUAGUUUUAAUUAGUUUUUAGAGUGGGUUUUCUAGUUUUUAUUAGUUUUUAUUAUUUGUUUAAUGCUUAGUUUUAGUUUAGUUUUUAUUAGUUCUAGUAUUAGUUUUAGUUUUUUUAUACUUUGGAUUAUUUUUCAGGUGCAGGAUUCAAAAAGGGCAGAGUAAGUAUUGUGUAAUAAAAACUCAACAAAAGACACCAUUUAAAAAAUGUAUUCAAUUACUGUUGAACAACCAACUGUCCACAAAAACUGUAACAAUCCACAAGAUAGCAGCCUUAGGUGCAAAAUGUAUGCAAUACUGCUGCUGAAAAGGACACACAUGAACAUAAUAAUUAGGGCUGUCACGCGAUAAAUAAUGUUGGGCCCCCUUAACAAAUUGCAGAUGCUGAUAGCUGAUCAGAAUGAAUUAAAUGUCACUCAGAAGUUACACUUCAGGUCCAAAUUCCUGCCUCUGGUAUUUUUACUGCACAGUUUCAGUUCUUUUAAUUUUACUUAACGAAAAUAUUGUAAUAUAAUAAUAACGACCUGGCGAGUGCAGCCAGUUGGGGGGCAGUGAGGUGAGUGGUUGAGUUCAUGUUGUGGAGGCCCCCCUGCCAUGGGCCCCAGUGCACCUUUUGUAUCUGCCGUAGUUUUUCCUGCACUUGUAAUUUACACAAGAACAAUUUUUUCUUAAAAAAAGGGCUAUUCUAAGAAAAUGAAUGUUGUUUUCUAACGUCUCACUGGUCAUGUAAUGUGAAUUACAAAUAUAUUUUCUGGUCUUUUAAGAAUGUUAAGUGUACUAUAGGGCACAGGGAGCAAGUGUGUAGGGAAGGUCUCAAAAUUGACCGUGUCCGCCUGUGCUUAUUUUUACAUUUUCAGCAUUUAGCAGACGCUUUUAUACAAAGCAACUUACACGAUGAGCGGAACACAAUGAGCAAUUGAGGGUUAAGGGCCUUGCUCAAGGACCCAUCAGUGACAACUUGGUGGUGGCUUGAACCGGCAGCCUUCUGUUUACUAGUCCAGUACCUUAACCACUGAGCUAUCACUGGCCAUUAUAUUGUUCUUAAUCAGCGUUCUGCUUCAUGCACUUUUAAGAAAUGCAAUUAACCACAGAGACACACAUUUACGUGGCACAAA